Messenger RNA from Ctenopharyngodon idella (grass carp), 2220 nucleotides. RefSeq names its product ADP-ribosylation factor GTPase activating protein 3 (gene arfgap3). Bases 113 to 1645 code for a protein of 510 amino acids. Gene Ontology annotation, molecular function: GTPase activator activity. Gene Ontology annotation, biological process: COPI coating of Golgi vesicle. The record is from RefSeq and is a predicted model, not a curated record. NCBI's taxonomy places the organism in Eukaryota, Metazoa, Chordata, Actinopteri, Cypriniformes, Xenocyprididae. The transcript is spliced from 16 exons.
UUCGGCCAAUCAGCGCGCGGCGCGGGCGUGACCUCACCGCGGGAGGAAGUGGAGCGCAGAUGCGGGAUCGAUCUGAGAGUUUCUUCACUCCGUCUUUCACGCAGCUGUAAACAUGACGGACCCCAGUAAACACGACAUCACCACCAUCCUCAAGAGACUGCGCUCUAUUCCCACCAACAAGAUGUGCUUCGACUGCUCGGUGAAGAACCCCAGCUGGGCGAGCAUCACAUACGGCGUGUUCCUGUGCAUCGACUGCUCCGGGACACACCGCUCUCUGGGGGUUCACCUGUCCUUCAUCAGGUACACACACCUGUCAGAGCUCACACAGCUCACACACCUGUCCUUCAUCAGGUCGACGGAGCUGGACUCUAACUGGUCGUGGUUCCAGCUGCGCUGCAUGCAGGUGGGCGGCAACGCCAGCGCGAGUGCCUUCUUCAGUCAGCACGGCUGCAGCUCCAGCGCCGCCAACAUCAAAUACAGCAGCAGGGCGGCGCUGCUGUACCGCGAGCGGAUCAAGAGUCUGGCCACGCAGGCCACCCGCCGCCACGGCACCGAGCUGUGGCUGGAGGGUCAGGCUCCGCUCUCACCCACAUCACCCGGCGACAAACACGAGGACUUCUUCAUGCAGCACAUCCAGCUGCCCAUGCUGAAGGAAGGACACCAGCUGAACACGAGUCAAGCGCAGGACUCCGUCCAGGACAGGAAUAACAACGGUGCCGGUGAGGAGGGUCCCAGUGUGGAGCAGCUCAGCGCGUCUCCUUCAUCACCAUCAUCUUUAUCAGAGCUGCCCUCUCUGAUCAAGAAGAAACCCGCCGCCACCGGCAAGAAAGCCGCGGGCAGCAGGAAGGGCGGUCUGGGCGCGCAGAAGGUCAGCAGUCAGAGCUUCAGCGCGCAGCAGAAACGAGCUCAAGCCGUCGACAGACUCCAGGAGGAGAUGAAGAGCGGUGACGAGCCUCAACACCUGACAGGUUCGUCUCUGAGCCACUCGUUUGACAGUCUGGAGCUGCAGAGGAGCGCGAGGAGGGACGAGCAGCAGAUGAGCCGUAUGGACGGCAAGAGGAAGGAGCAGGCGGAGCGGCUGGGCAUGGGCUUCGGCGCACGCAGCGGCCUGUCGCACUCGGUGACGGAGGACAUGCGGAUCAUCCAGCAGGAUUCUCCGGCUCUGAGCUCCUCCAGCAGAAGAGUGUACGUGGAGGAGGACGAGGACAGAAGCUUCUCCUGCAGGCUUCCGGAGGAAGAGUCGUCGGAUCAGUUCUUCUUUCAGCAGGCUGAUGUCAACCUGGAUACAGAGAGGGCCACGGUGAGGAGGACGACGGAGCCGCAGUACGUCUCUGAUGACGCCCAGAGGAAGUUCGCCAACGCCAAGGCCAUUUCUUCCGACAUGUUCUUCGGGAAGCAGGACAACUCUGAGUAUGAAGUCCGGGCGCGGCUGGAGAAUUACUCGGGCAGUUCAGCGAUCAGCUCCGCGGAUCUGUUUGACGAGCAGAAGAAAUCAGCAGUGUCCGGCUCGUCCCGCUUGAGUAACAUGAUGCCCGCCGUGCCGGACAUGAUGCAGCUGAAGAGCGGCGUUCGGUCAGUGGCGGGAAAGCUGUCGGUCAUGGCCAGCGGAGUGGUGUCCUCUAUACAGGAUCGCUACGGCACAUGAGCGUCGCUGGAGCCACCGCGGACACUACGAUCACUGAGUGAAGGAGCUUCUUAUCAGUCCAGUGCUUUGGUCUAUUUUCUUCUCUAUAUCUUAUUUAGUUGGGCAGCAUUUGGUGUGUUUGACGGGGAUUCUGUUUGUCAUUUGGGAAAUGUGCGCUUUGGGAAUCAUCUGAAUUUGCAGUGAAAUAUUUGCACUUGUUUACUUUUGCACUAUUCUGAGACACAAACUCUCAGUUCCCAAACUGCACUACUUCAGCUGUGUUUCCUACAGUAAUGCAGGUGUAACUGUUGACUGAUCACGAGGAGGAGGAUAUCGUCACAUGAUCAUCGGAGCUGCGGAUGUGAUGUUCUGCUCAUAGAAGGGCUUUAUAUGCUGUAUGAAUGUGUGAUGAUGAUAAGUGGCUCGCUUCACGCACUACCAAUGAUCUGAUGUGACAAUCAUUUACCUGAAGCCUUAUUAAUAUUGCCAUAUAUAUAUGUUUUGUUUUGUCAUUUAUGAACAUUAAUCAAACAUGAAGGUGAUUGAUUUAUCUGGUAAACUGGUUUAAUUCAAUAAAGAACAGACUUGAUGAAUAA